Molecule: messenger RNA, 1272 nt
Organism: Cucurbita moschata (crookneck pumpkin)
Lineage: Eukaryota; Viridiplantae; Streptophyta; Magnoliopsida; Cucurbitales; Cucurbitaceae
Product: protein DEHYDRATION-INDUCED 19 homolog 4-like
Exons: 6
Coding region: 165-860 (231 amino acids)
Source: RefSeq, a predicted model, not a curated record
UUUUUUCUUCGUUUCCAUCGAUCCUUCAAUCAUUCACUCAUUCAUUCGAUUCAUUUCAUCCAUUUCGAAUCACCUUCUUACGCUUCCUUCUCUUUCUUCUCUACGCCUACCUCCGGAAGCCGGUCUCGUCUCCCCACCUCUCUUUCGCAUUCGAAUUUCCUCAAAUGGAUUCCGAUUUCUGGACCUCUCGCCUCGCCGCCGCCAAACGCCACUAUAUGUGGCAGCAUCACCAUCCCAACUCCCAUUUAGAUCUAUUGGGAAUCGAUGAUUUGGAGAUGGAUGAUGACGCCCGCCCCCAUUUUCCCUGCCCUUUUUGCUAUGAGAAUUUUGAUGUUAUGUCCCUUUGUUCGCAUCUGGAAGACGAGCACUCUUGCGAGACAAGAGUCACGGUUUGUCCUAUAUGCUCAGUUAAGGUCAUGGGGGACAUGUUAAGUCAUAUAACGUUGCACCAUGGGCACUUAUAUAAGCUUCAGAGACGUCGCAGGUUGCGUAAAAUUGCCAUCCCCAACAGUCAGGCGUUGUCCCUCUUGAGCCGGGAUCUUCGUGAGGCCCAUCUGCAGAUGCUUUUAGGGAACAGUGGGUACCGUACAGGGACCACUAAUGCGCCUAGUGCAACUCAUGAUCCGUUUCUAUCAUCACUUAUUUUAAAUUAUCCUGCCUCUGAAGUUGAGGAUAUCUCAAAAUCCAUGCUAACCAGUGCCGAAGAGACGUCUUCAGAGAAUGUGGCACCUUUGCCUAUUUGGAAAUCGAGUUUUGAUCCUUCUUUGAGCCAGGAAGAGCGGGAAGAAAGGAUGAGACAAGCUAUUGGGAGAGCAGGCUUUAUGCGAGAUAUGCUUUUCUCGACCCUCUUAGAUGACUAAUGAAAGCAAAUAGUGAACGAGAAAAGGGGAGCCUUAUGCUCAUUGGCGCUCGAGGGUCUGCCGGCCAGGACCAGGAACCACACAAAUACACCAUACAAGGAGAAAUUCGAGAGAAACUUCGAUGGUCAACACAGUGUAAGAAUCUCCGAUUGAAUGGCAACUAUUGGGACUGGGACUGGGGCCUUCACUUCCAAGGAAAUUAUCAAUGCUUUCUUUUCAAACCUUCUAUUUUCAUUAUGACACAACAACUAGGUUGAACUAUCAUUUUGAAAUCGAUUCGAUGCAAUUUUAUUAUAGCGUGAUAUUGAAUUGGACUUUGGGGUUAUAAUUGAGAUCAAAGAUAUAAUAAUACCAAUGAUCAUGGAAGGGAGCAUUGCCUAUGAUGGUCACUGCCUUCAUCCUUUUCAAUUCA